Cryphonectria parasitica EP155 is the source of this 2057-nucleotide messenger RNA. RefSeq lists its product as uncharacterized. The coding region runs from base 1 to 1515 and encodes 504 amino acids. The record is from RefSeq and is a predicted model, not a curated record. The transcript has 2 exons. NCBI's taxonomy places the organism in Eukaryota, Fungi, Ascomycota, Sordariomycetes, Diaporthales, Cryphonectriaceae.
AUGGACGACACCAUUGUUGAAGUGAAACGGUCAAGGUCAAUGCCGAAGAAGGAACCGUCGAACAAGAAAACAAGUAUGCGGAAUUCACAUCUGCCGUCUCCGAUCGGGAAGGACCUUCGGCAUCGCUUCUACACAGCCGUGGUGUUUCUCAAGGCCGUCACGCACGCGUAUGCAAAGAACAGACAGCCUGCCUCCCAGGACCCAACAUGGCAGAGCGACAACUGCUUUGAGGUCAAAUAUCAGAACUUCUUGAACAGGUUAAGCCAGUUCUGCGACGUCAAGCUCGGCGGCGAUUCCGUCACUGCCUUCACCGUGCUAGACAUGCAGGACCGCGUUCAGUACCGGUUUGCAUGCAACAGGAUGAACAAUAGCCGCCUCGAGAGGAUCUCCAAGUUCGUGUCGGAUCUGCUGGCGACCUUGAAAAAUACUACCACGCCAAGGCAACAGCUCGAACGGGUGUUGACAAAAGUACUGACACAUUGCCGGACACGAAUCCACAGCUAUUUAACUGCUCUGACGAAAGCCUGUCGAGCCUGCAUCGAGACUAGGCCGGCAGACAGGAGGACUCUCGAGCAGCUAAACGCACUGAGAACCGCAGCCUCUGAAGCCGACUUCAAGAGGCUCGACGAGGACACCUUUGCCCAGCGUUGUAGACCUCUGCUGGAUCUCAUACACACGUACACCAGCGACGCCAAUGCCACCAUCCUCACCGAAAGAAUGACCCACAGCAGCAUGACCCAGAGCUCAAGCUGCUGGUCGGAGCUGCGGCACCAUGCCGGAAGGCUCCGCUCCUACGAUCUAGGCGUUGAGGCGCUGCUGGUGGCGGCCGAGACGUUCCCAGCUCUCUUCGACAACCACGAGGUGGUCUUUGUCCGGUCGUCUGCGCCUGACGAGAACCCCGUUGACAAGAAUAAGGACAUCAAGGCCGAGAGGAUCCUCCGCACGAUGACACAGAACCAAGACAUGGCACUCUAUUACAACAGCCUCGUACAGGACGCGAGGUCCCUGAACCUGGACGACGUGAUCCAGGAAAUGGUCAGCGACGAGACGUUCCAGCCCAUUGUCCACGCGGAGCUGCUCGUGCUCCAGUCCCUCGAGCGGGAGGGGCUGGUCCACCCGUCCAACUUCUUCAACGCGUGGAGGUAUAUCGGCUCCAGCAAGCCGACCUGCCGGCUCUGCCACUACUACUUUCAGAGGCAGAAUGGCGGGUUCCACGUCCGCCCCACGCACGGCAAUAUAUAUAUCAACUGGAAGCCGCCCGACCUGUUCAAGAAGGACGGCGAGACGGCACUGAAGGCGAGGCACGACAUGUUGAAUAGCAUGGUCAUCCCGAUCCGUGCCGAGGCGCUCAGGACGCUGGCCGAGAAGGUGCCCCGGGGAAAGCAGCACGACUCGACCACGGGCAUGACGUCCCGCGCAUUCGGCGUGCUGGAUCGAGGAGCUGGGCUGGCUGACGUGGACGUGGACGUGGACGCGGUAGUGGACGACGACAUGGAGACAUCGUUUGAAGACUAAACAGGAGAGAGAGGAGAACAUGACAACAAGAAGGGAAAAAAAAGAAGAAGAUACCGGGCCAACCGCUUCUUCUCACACGGCUCCAUGAUCAACCUGGCCCAACUGUGUCUCGAAAGGGUACAGCGGUGUAAAGUACGCUGGAUGUUGCGGUGGUGCUGAUACACAAAACCUGAGCCGUCUUUGCCGUCCUCGGCGACGAGGAUGGAUCUCAUGGAGCCGAGGACGCCGUUCCAAGGCUGACACUAUUGUUCUCGCCUGUGAGUGUGGCAGCCACACAUACAACCCUCACCGCUGCGGCCCGUGUGUUGAGACAUAAACGCCUCCUUCGGCACAGAAGCUGGGCUGCCGCGUGGAAGUGGCUUGCUAGUCGGCUUGAUGAGACAAGAAUUCCGACAUGUUGCUUUUUGCUUUUCUUCUUUUUUGUCACACCACAAUUGCAUGGUGCUCGACAAGACCUUAUCCUGUUUGCCCUCAUUUGUUUCUCAUAGUUGAGGCUGCUUGCGGGUCCCGCAGCAAGAUAACCAAUGAAGUCAUGAAUUGGG